GCGGACCAGCCACGCACCCUCCCAUCCCCGAGGCGCUUCCCUCCAAAUUUCUAAAACGCACAACGCGCGCGGCGCCAUGGCGGAGCGCCUCGCCGCCUCCCUCCUCCCCGCCGCCUCCCCCUCCCCGUCCGCCCGCCGCGCCACGGUCGCGGCCUCGGGGUCCGCCGCCGCGUCCUUCCCUUCCUCGUGCUCCGCCCGAGCGGGGCUGCGCCUCCGCUCCUCCCGCUCGGGGUCGGCCCGCUUCUCCAAGGCGGCUGGGCGCGGCGGGGGAGGCGGCGCGCUGCGGGUGGUCCGGUGCAUGGCGGCGUCGGACGCGGCGCAGCUCAAGAGCGCGCGGGAGGACAUCAGGGAGCUUCUCAAGACCACGUACUGCCACCCCAUCAUGGUCCGUCUGGGGUGGCAUGAUUCUGGUACCUAUGACAAGAAUAUUGAGGAGUGGCCCCAGCGAGGUGGAGCUGAUGGAAGCUUGAGAUUUGAACCUGAGUUGAAUCAUGGAGCCAACGCUGGUCUGAUUAAUGCCUUGAAGCUUAUCCAACCUAUGAAGGACAAAUACCCAGGUAUCACUUAUGCAGAUUUGUUCCAGUUGGCGAGUGCUACAGCAAUUGAGGAAGCUGGUGGCCCAAAAAUUCCAAUGAAAUACGGACGGGUGGAUGUCACAGAACCUGAGCAAUGUCCACCUGAGGGGAGGCUUCCUGAUGCUGGCCCACGUGAUCCUGCUGAACACCUUAGGGAGGUAUUCUAUAGAAUGGGUCUUGAUGACAAGGAAAUCGUUGCACUGUCUGGAGCACAUACACUUGGAAGAGCAAGGCCUGACCGGAGUGGCUGGGGAAAGCCAGAAACAAAAUAUACUAAGGAUGGCCCUGGUGAACCCGGAGGGCAAUCAUGGACAGUUGAAUGGUUGAAAUUUGAUAACAGUUACUUCAAGGACAUGAAGUUUCUGAGCCAGCUUCCAUCGAAAGAGCAGAAGGAUCAGGAUCUUCUAGUUUUGCCCACUGAUGCCGCAUUAUUUGAGGAUCCAUCUUUCAAGGUGUACGCAGAAAAGUACGCAGAGGACCAGGAAGCCUUCUUUAAAGACUAUGCUGAGGCUCAUGCUAAACUGAGCGACCUUGGUGCAAAGUUUGAUCCUCCUGAGGGAUUCUCACUGGACGAUGACACAAGCGAUGAGCCAGCAGCUGAAAAGAAGGAAGAAGCUGCACCAACACCGGAACCGGCAGCUGCAGCAGCACCUCCGCCAGAGCCAGCAGCAGCACCGGCACUGGAACCAGUAGCAGCAGCAGUAGCAACAGCGACAGCGGACGACAACAAUGGCGUGGCGCCACAGCCGGAGCCCUUCGUCGCUGCCAAAUAUUCUUAUGGAAAGACGGAGCUGUCGGAUUCGAUGAAGCAGAAGAUCCGGGCGGAGUACGAGGGGUUCGGAGGCAGCCCGGACAAGCCUCUGCAGUCCAACUACUUCCUCAACAUCAUGCUCCUCAUCGCGGGGCUGGCGUUCCUGACGUCUCUGGUCGGCAACUGAUGAGGAUGUUACGGUCCUGAAGUUUGCGAGUGUCCAUAUAGCAAAUUCUGUGAACAUAUAUGGAACAUAUACACGGCGUGCCACCAUGUGACUAGCAUCAGAGCUACGUACACUGUAAACAUUUUUUUUUGCGAAAUUCGGAAAGAAGACUAGAGAAAAGGAGAUGUAUAGAAAGUGUUCCAAGAACCAUCGACCUAACUAUAUAUGAUGUAUUUACUAUGAAACUGUGAAUGGAUGGAUGUGCACAUCUGUAUUUUUUUUAAAAAAAAUUGAACAUUGGAGUUC
Messenger RNA from Setaria italica (foxtail millet), 1798 nucleotides. Its product is annotated as probable L-ascorbate peroxidase 8, chloroplastic. The record is from RefSeq and is a predicted model, not a curated record. Lineage: Eukaryota; Viridiplantae; Streptophyta; Magnoliopsida; Poales; Poaceae. Bases 77 to 1513 code for a protein of 478 amino acids. The transcript is spliced from 11 exons. Gene Ontology annotation, biological process: cellular response to oxidative stress; hydrogen peroxide catabolic process; response to reactive oxygen species. Gene Ontology annotation, molecular function: peroxidase activity; heme binding.